This is a messenger RNA of Spirometra erinaceieuropaei, 1757 nucleotides long. The record is from the annotation of a GenBank genome assembly. Lineage: Eukaryota; Metazoa; Platyhelminthes; Cestoda; Diphyllobothriidea; Diphyllobothriidae.
AUGCCGUUUGGUCUUCGUAAUGCCGCCCAAACGUUCCAAACCUUCAUCGACCAUGUCUUCCGUGGCCUACCGUUUGUGUACGCCUACAUUUAUGACCUCUUAGUGGCCAACCGGAAUGAGAAAGAACACAAAGAGCAUCUUGCCUUGGUGUUUGACCGCCUUGACAAGUUUGGCGUUUUCAUCAACCCCUCCAAGUGCGUUUUGCGUGUGCCUUCGCUCGAGUUCCUCAGCAAUCAGGUCGACUCUGAAGGUUUGCGUCCCCUCCCUUCAAAGGUUGCAGCAAUUCGUGAUGUCCCUCCACCACUUUCCAAGCGUCAGUCGCAGCGACUCCCCAACAUGGUCAAUUUUUACCGCCAGUCCCUAUUGAACUGUACUGACCUCAUGCUGCCGCUCACCAACAUACUUUCUGGUCCCAAAGGCCCCCUCGAGCUGAUUGGUGAGGCACUGACUGCCUUUGAGGGAAUCAAGAAUUCCCUUGCCGACCUCACUUCACUCACGAAUCCAGCUCCCGAAGCUCAGCUGUCCCAGAUGGUAAAUGCUUUGACGAUAGCCGUAGGUGCAGUCGUUCAACGACACCUUGCUGGUUCGAUUCGACCACUUGCAUUUUUCUCCGUGAUCAACUUGCCAUUUACGUGGCUGUGAAACAUUUCCGGCAUUUCCUUGAAGGUCGGGACUUCACUGUUUUCACGGAUCACAAACUGUUGGCUUUUGCACUUCGGUCCCAUUCCGACAAGUACAAUCCGAGGGAAAUCGCCCACCUGGACUACAUCUCCUAAUUCACUACCGACAUCCGCCACAUUGAUGGCACGAAGAAUGAGGUGGCUGAUAUGCGGUCCAGACCCUCACUGGCUUCUCUCCAACUCUCACACGGGAUCGACCUUUGCGCCAUGGCGGCUGAUCAACAGCGAGUCGGUUGUUCUGGUGACGAGUCUGUUAGUGGCCUCCAACUCAAAGACGUUCCUCUGACAACCGGCUCUGGUACCAUACUUUGUGACGUCUCAACUCCCUUUCAUCGCCCUUUUGCGCCCGCCUCGAUGCGUCGAGCUGUAUUUCGAACUUUGCAUGGACUCUCCCACCCUGGGAUCCGAGCCUCUCAAAAUCUCUUCGCGGAAAGUUUUGUCUGGCCUGGCAUGAACAAGGACGUCAAAGCUUGGGCCCGGUCGUGUCUGAGCUGCCAGCGCAACAAGGUGCAGCGUCACAAGAAGCCCCCACCAGGCACUUUCCCCAGCCCCGACGCAUGGUUCAGCCAUGUGCACGUGGAUGUCGUAGGCCCAUUGCCUCCAUCCAAUGGUUUCACCCACUUCCUUACCUGCGUCUAUUAGUACACCAACUGAGCUGAAGCCAUUCCUUUGCCAAAUGCGAAGGCUGAAACCAUCGCGAAGGCCUUCGCCAAUCGUUGGGUAGCCAUGUUCAGUACCCCAUCCACGGUUACGUCUGGUCGUGGUGUCCGGUUUGAAUAUGCACUCUUCCAAACGUUAAUCAAUUUUCUUGGCUGCACACCCAUUCGGACGACGGCCUCCCACCCAGCUGCCUACGGUAUGGUUGAGCGUUUCCAUCGCCAGCCAAACACUGCCCUGCGUGCCAUAGAAGACCCAGGAAACUGGUCAGACAAUCUUCGUCUUGCACUCCUCGGCAUUCCCGCAGCUCUGAAGUCGGAUCUGGACUGCGGCGCAGCUGAAUUGGUUUUCAGCACUACCCUCCGACUGCCAGGCGAGAUGGUCACCCCCAAACUCCCGUGGGGCCAACGAGACUCCUGA